Molecule: messenger RNA, 1283 nt
Organism: Colius striatus (speckled mousebird)
Lineage: Eukaryota; Metazoa; Chordata; Aves; Coliiformes; Coliidae
Gene: MRM3
Product: mitochondrial rRNA methyltransferase 3
Exons: 4
Coding region: 1-1221 (406 amino acids)
Biological process (GO): RNA processing
Molecular function (GO): RNA binding; RNA methyltransferase activity
Source: RefSeq, a predicted model, not a curated record
AUGGCGGCUCUGGGCAGCCCGGCGGCCGCGCUCUGCCGCUCGCUGCUGCGGCCCCGCGGCCCCGGCCAGGCGGCGGCGCGGCGCGGGGUGCGGGCGCUGCGGCGGAGCCCCGUGCGGGUGCUGCCGCCGCGGGACAAGCGGAACGCGCCGGCGGCCGAGGCGCGGCAGGAGCCCCCGGAGCCGCCGCCGCCCGCCGUGGAGCGGAGCUCGGCCGGGCCGGGGCUGUGGUACGAGAAGGCGGCGCCCGGUGACCGGAGGCUGGGAAAAGUGGUGACUAUCGCCAAGUCGAAGAAGUUCCGGGAUCAGCACGGGAAGGUCCUGCUGGAGGGCCACAGGCUGAUCAGGGACGCGCUGGAGGCGGGAGCUGUGCUGCAGACUCUCUUCUUCAGCACCGUGGGGCACCUGAAGGAGCUGCCCCAGGCGCAGCUGAAACAAGCCAACUUGGUUAAGGUGAAAUUUGAAGACAUUAAGAGCUGGUCUGACCUUGUAACUCCUCAGGGGCUUAUAGGGAUCUUUUCCAAGCCAAACCAUGCCAAGAUGUCUUAUCCUGCUGCUCAGCUCACCAGCUCCUUGCCACUGCUCCUCAUCUGUGACAACAUCCGAGAUCCGGGGAACCUGGGGACUAUUCUGAGAUCUGCAGCAGGAGCAGGCUGUGAGAAAGUGCUGCUCACCAAAGGCUGCGUGGAUCCGUGGGAGCCGAAGGUGCUCCGUGCAGGGAUGGGAGCCCACUUCCGUCUGCCCAUCGUCACCAGCCUGGACUGGGAGUCAGUUCCUGACAACCUUCCUGCCGGCGUCCGCGUCUGCGUGGCCGACAACCGAGACCCAGCCACCGCCUCGCUGCUGGGGGGAGCUGGCGGGGCAGCCUCUGCUCCUGGCAGCCCGAAAUCCAGACCCAAAGCUGCUCCUGAGGAUGAGGAUGAGGCUGAGGAUGAGGAGGGUGGCUGUGUCCCUGAGCUGUCUGCACAGUACUACUAUGAGGACUGGACGGGGGCCGCGGUGGCCGCGGUGGUGAUCGGCGGAGAGACGCAGGGGGUGAGCGCGGCCGCGCGCCGCCUCGCAGCCAGCACCCGCGGCAGCCGCCUCGUCAUCCCCGUGGUGCCCGGCGUGGACAGCCUCAACUCUGCCAUGGCUGCUGCCAUCGUGCUCUUUGAGGGCAAGAGACAGUUGCUGCAGAGGCACAAGCAGGAAGGCAAAAGGCAGAAGCUGCCUGUAGUGGGCUGAAGAGCUGAGGUUUGGGUGCUGGAGAAGCGGCGUGCUGGGGCGUUAAUAAAGGAGCAGCUGAA